UAUCUCUUCUAUAUAGGUGGUUGAAUUGAAGGGUUGUGGCAUUAAAUACAUAGGAGAUCGAUGGCUCUAUCUGGAAAGUUAAUUGGUUAUGUAGAGAUCAGUAAGAAGGGAGAUGUAUUCCACGAUCUCUUCAGGCACAUCCCCCAUGAGAUAGUUGCGAUAGCCCCUAAUAAGGUUCAUGACUGUGAACUGCAUGAUGGUGAAAGGGGAGCCGUUGGAUCUAUCAUCUCUUGGCACUACACUCAUGAGGGAAAAAGAAAAAUUUGUAAACAGAUAAUUGAAGCAGUGAAUGAGGAAAACCACAUGGCUGUGUUUAAGGUAAUCGGAGGAGAUUUAGUGGAGGAGCUUUACAAGAGCUUUACAAUCAUAUUGCAUGUUGAACAAAAGGGUGAUGGACAGGUGGCUACUUGGACCUUUGAGUUUGAGAAGCCUAAUGUGAGUGUACCAUAUCCAACUUCUAUGAUGGACUACCUUUGUGAUCUGGUCAAGGAUUUGGAUGCCCAUGGCAGCACUAAUUAAGUAGUUCUGCAACUUCUACUUCUACUUCGACAUUAAUUAAUAAAAGAAGGAAAUUAAUGGAGGGAGGUUUUCUUUUUAGUCUCUGAAUGCAUGUACGUGUGUUUCUUAAUUUGAAUUUGAAUGAAAGAAUAAAUUAUAUACGUAUGUUUAAGUAGAUGGUGAAUAAGGAGAGAAACAUGCCCGACGGUGGAGUAUUAUAUACAAGAAUCUCUUUGAAGUAAUGUGAUAUUGUGAUGUAUUUAUGUAUCAGUAUUCCGUUUCCCAAUCAUUUGUGUUGUGAGAAACUGUCUUUGGAUUUCCAGUUAA
Lactuca sativa (garden lettuce) is the source of this 825-nucleotide messenger RNA. Its product is annotated as kirola. Gene Ontology annotation, biological process: defense response. Lineage: Eukaryota; Viridiplantae; Streptophyta; Magnoliopsida; Asterales; Asteraceae. The record is from RefSeq and is a predicted model, not a curated record.